Molecule: messenger RNA, 1107 nt
Organism: Zalophus californianus (California sea lion)
Lineage: Eukaryota; Metazoa; Chordata; Mammalia; Carnivora; Otariidae
Product: olfactory receptor 51F1-like
Exons: 2
Coding region: 1-1107 (368 amino acids)
Biological process (GO): G protein-coupled receptor signaling pathway
Cellular component (GO): membrane
Molecular function (GO): G protein-coupled receptor activity; olfactory receptor activity
Source: RefSeq, a predicted model, not a curated record
AUGGAUGAAGAUGGGCACCCCAAAACCCUUCAGUUUGCAUGUCCUUCAAGAGGCCAGCAGAGACUAGUCACAACUUCAAAUUCCUUGGAGAAAGAUUUUGAUUACUCUGCUUGGGGAAAAAAUCAAGAUCUUAACAAGAGAAUUCAGCUCCUGCGGAUCAUAACACAAAUUUCCCAUAAUUCUACUUUCCUUACCUUCCUCUUGACUGGGGUCCCUGGACUUGAAUGGGCCCAUGCCUGGAUCUCGAUCCCCUUCUGUUGCCUCUAUUUAACUGCUCUUUCUGGGAAUACCCUGAUCCUGUUCGUAGUCCUCACUGAGCCAAGCUUCCAUGAGCCCAUGUACUAUUUCCUCUCCAUGUUGUCCACCACUGACAUAGGCUUAUGCAUCUCUACACUGGUGACAGUACUAGGUAUAUUCUGGCUCAAUGCCCGAGAGAUCAGCUUUAAUGCUUGCUUAUCACAAAUGUUCUUCAUUCACCUCUUCACUUUCAUGGAAUCUUCAGUGCUCCUGGCUAUGGCUUUUGAUCAUUUUGUGGCCAUUUCCAACCCAUUGAGAUAUGCUACCAUUCUAACUCAUGCAAGGAUUUCACAGAUUGGUUUGGCAGUUAUUACCAGGGGGACUGUCAUUCUGACACCACUAGUCUUGCUUCUCAAGCAUCUAUCAUUCUGCCGAAGUCAUGUGCUCCGUCAUUCUUACUGCUUCUACCCUGAUGUGAUGAAGCUCUUGUAUUCAGACACAAAGAUCAACAGUGCAUUUGGACUAAUUGCAAUCAUCUCUACCACUGGAGUGGACUCUAUCUUUAUCCUGCUUUCCUAUGUCCUGAUCAUUCAUUCAGUUCUCAACAUUGCAUCUCCAGAGGAGAGGAAAAAGGCUUUCAGCACCUGCAUUUCUCAUAUCACGGCUGUGGCCAUAUUCUACAUCCCUUUAAUCAGCCUGUCUUUUGUUCACAGAUUUGGAAAACAUUCUCCACCAUACGUGCCCACACUGAUUGCUAAUAUUUACUUGCUCAUUCCCCCUUUGAUGAAUCCCAUCAUCUACAGGGUGAAAACAAAGCAGAUUGAAAAAGCUGUGCUCAAACUUGUGUGUUCUAAGGGAACUCAUAUUUAA